Schistosoma rodhaini is the source of this 7450-nucleotide messenger RNA. NCBI's taxonomy places the organism in Eukaryota, Metazoa, Platyhelminthes, Trematoda, Strigeidida, Schistosomatidae. The record is from the annotation of a GenBank genome assembly.
GACUUUGGCACAUGCUAGUGUGUUAUUCCCGUUGGAGAUUUACUAACAAAUUUUCACAAUGAGUGAAGGGAGAACUGCCAUUCAAAGAUGUGAAGAACUUAUUUCUCGAUGGAAAUCUGAACGAAAUUCACCAACAUUUGACCCAGUUCCUUUGUUAAAUAACUUUUCAGAAUUACUGGAAGAACAGAUCAAUUUAUUUUUUAGUACUGACCCAGAUCCUUUUGAUGAUCGUCAUCCGCUGCGGACGGACUCUAGUUGUGAUUUAGGUCAGAUAUUACGCCUUCUGUCAUCUCACGAUGCCUUUCUGGAACGUUUAACUUAUGUUUAUUUGUUGGGUUCUAAUGAUCCAUCAAACGAACUAGUAAUUGCGGCAUCACGACUACUCUGUGCAAUGAGAUUGGGUGUGACUUUGUCAUUUUCACUGGAUGAAGAGGAUGUAAUAAUUAAUACACUCUACAAGUUGGCAUUGAGUGAAACUGAGCCAACUAAUUGUUAUGCUUUGUUUCUCUUGGGUUCUGUUCUUGAUAAUACAGAAUUACUCUACAUUACACGACAAAAGAAUAUACAAUUGAUUCCGAUUGUGUUAAAUCGCCUACUCACUUACACAGGUCAAUUACAAAAUGAAUUAUCUUCAAAUACCCAGUCAACUUUCGAAGGUGGUAUGACAAAUUUAUUAGGAAGUUUCAUUUUAAAUCCACUGAAGACGGAAAUGAAGAUUCGACUUUCAAUUGCCUAUUUGAUCCCACUGGCUGAAUAUCAGGAUCUUAUGCCAUUCAUGUAUAACGGGGGUAUUUUGGACUUGAUCUACACUUAUCUUAUGCCAGAAGUUGCCUCUCGUGAUAUUCGUCUUACAUUUGAAGCGUUACGUUUAUUAGCUAAUCUUCUUUGUCAUCGGUGUGUUUAUUUAGAAUUUGUUGAACAAGAUGGUUUACAAUCUGUGCUUAAAGUCCCAAGGCCAUCAGUAGCCGCUACAGCUGUUAGUGUAGUUCUUUAUUAUACAGCCUACUUUGAAGAUGCUAUGGAACGUGUUUGUCAAUUAUCCAGUAGUCUACUCGAUGAUUUAAUUAAAUAUUCUCUUUGGCUAGUUGAAUGUUCACAUCCUUCAGCUCGUUGUUAUUCAUUAUUCUUUUUACACUUAGUUUUAUGCUAUGGUAUAACAUUUCGGCGAUUUGAACAACAGAAUGGUUUAGUAUAUUUAUAUAAUGCUAUAUGUGUCUUACCAUUACGUUUGACGGAGGAUAAUCCGACUACCUUGAAAGAUACGACUUCGUGGCAUGUUGUCCGCGCAAGUUUAUGUGCUAUUCGUCGUUUCUUAGAAAUCAGUCUUUUGUUAUGGAUUGAUACGAUAGAUCCUAGUUUAGCUAGCUUAUUUGAUGAAUCUCCAAGAGCAGUAGCUGCUGUCGGAUGUCGUCCGAUAACAUAUACAGCUGAACAAUUCUCUCGGCUCAUGUCCUUAAUAAUUUCUCGUAUUCGUCCAGAUACUGUUUGGCAACCUACUCAACAGCUUAGAGAUUGUGGUGCCAUUGAUGUAUUGUAUCGUAUUAUUGCACGGAAUGUAUAUGCUCAUAACAACUGGCCAUGUCGCAGUGAAUGCACCCGUUUGGCUGUUGAUAUAUUCAACCUAAUGUCUAUAACAUAUGAUUUAGCUGACGAGAUUGUUUCUGCUGAUGUGUAUUCGUUCCCUACCAGUUUAAGCUCAGCAACAUUUCUCGGUCCAACUCCACUACUCUCAUCGUUAGCAGCUGGAGGCGAUAGUCCGUCUUCAGAAUUUGGUUCGACUGACGUAACUGUUCACUUACCUUCUCCACGAGGAAAUAAUCCUACACAUCGUAGGGGAUUAAUUAAUCAAUUGCUUCAGAUAGUUGAACAAGUGGGUAAUGAAGGAAUCGGCGGAGGCGGACGAGAAAGCAGUCGAGAAGAUAGGCGACGACCUGGGUUAAGGAGAUCUGGAAAUCAAAGUAAUGGAGCAACAUCGAAUCCAGUUUUAUCAACAGAAAAUCCACAAAGAUCAAAUGUCACACCAACCACCGUCUCGAAUUUCGCUAGUGAAUCUGCAUCAAGAUCUCAAGAACGAACAAGUGAUGGUGAAGAAAAUGGAGCAGAAGGUUCUUCCACAUUGGACGAACGUAUCAAUGGUCUUCACAUGCUAUUUAGUAUUUCACGUGAAGACGACAAUUGGGAUGUAUCGGUUCAUAAAGCCGUCUUAGCAUUUAUAUGCACAUUAGUCUAUCGUCCAGUUGUAGAGCAUGAACAUCCAGAUCAACCUAUUUCAGUAACCGGUUUAUUAUCGAAUUUCACUUCUGCACCGAAUUCAAAUAUGGGAAAUCAUGCACCCUCAUCACCACCGCCUCCUCGAAAUUCAACGAAUACUACACCGAGUAGUAAUUCAUUUAAGGCUCCGCAGCGUACAAAUAGUGCACGCGGUUCAGUUAACCGAAAACGUCGUUAUGAUGAAACCGUAGCACCAUCUUCCCCAUCUUCCAUCUCAUCAAACGUGUGUUCUCGACUUAAUCAACCAUCGACUCCAUAUCAACAAACAGGAACACAUUUAGUUCAAUUUUCAGAAUCUUACAUGCCAUCUCCAUUCGGACGUCAAAAAUCAACUCAACUUCUUUAUCGUCAAGCAAAAUUGUGGAAUAUUGUCCGACGACAGCAUGGUAUAAUGGUAUUACUUUAUCAUUUAGAAACUAAACAACCAAUAUCUGAAGCUGAUAGUGUACGAACUUUAGCUUGUCGAGGGUUAGUAGGACUUGCACGAUCUGAAGAAGUUCGUAGUAUGUUGGCCAAACUUCCACUGUUUACUAAAGCUCUUUUACAAUUACUUAUGAAAGAGCCUGUCCUACCAGAUCGAUUAACUGAACAUGCAGAAUUUUGUCGUUAUGCUACAAUGCUUAUACGUUUAGUUGUUGGAACUUUAUCUGAUGGUGUUUUAUCGGGUGAUAUGUCAUUGGAACGUGUUCGUCGAGCAGAGAUAGUCGCAAAAACCCGAAUACAAUGGGAUCAAGAAGAAUUAUUAGAAUUAAUUUACCGACAUUUACAAAGCAAAGGCUUGCAUGAAUCUGCUACAGCACUUCAACAGGAGGCUCGUUUAAAAAUUGUCCCUGCUGCACCUAGUCAGUUGCCGCUUUAUGAUGAUUUUAGCCGACCACCUGGUGAAACACCUCCAUAUCAACCGUCAUCUGGAGUUGUGCACGUUUCUGACUAUUUAAACACAAGUGUUGAUUCGUAUAAUAGCUCUUCGAAACGAGAUUUCGAUACUAUUGAAUCAACUUCAAUGGUUUCUAAUUGUGAGAAUAUUGGUCCAAAUAGCGAUAAUAAUACUACUAAUACUUGUGGUGAACUUCCUCCAACUCCAAAUCUGAGAUUAACUAAAAUUCGUCAUAAUGCAACUCCUAGUCAAACUCCAAAACCUUGUCGUGAUCGUUUUGAAAGACCUGGCCUACCAAAUCUCUACCUCAAACCAAUAUCUACUCAACCUGUCUCUGAAAUGACUUUAUCUAAAGUAGUGGAAUCAUUUCUGUUGCAUCAACAUUCACAGUGUCCUCAUCCUGUUUCUGUUUGUCCGAAGUUUUCGUUGUAUUAUCCACAUCGUUGUCCAGAACCUCGACUUAAUAAACAAACUAAUUGCUGUCAACGUUUACUUUUACGUGAAGAUCUUUACGGUUCAUUAAGACUUAAACCAUCAACAAAAGAACUUCGACAUUUUUUACAUCGAAGAUUUCAACCAACUGCAGUUAUCCGAGAGGCUGAUGAUGAUAUGUUAACAGCAUGUUGUUUUUCUGUAAGUUCAGUGUUUUUUCAAUGUGUAUUUUCAGUAAUAUAAUAAUAACAAUAGUACUUUUCUUGUCGUUAUUACUAUUGCUUUUACUCAAACAGAACAGUUGUUUAGGUGUUAAAGUACUUAGCUUUCAAUCAGUAUGUCACCUAAUCAGAAUUAGAUUGUCGAAUGAUAUUAUUAACCUUCUCAUAUAAAGUGCAUAAAUUUACCUGUACUUCGUAAAUAAUUCUCAUUAAGUUGGGAGAUUAAAACAUAAGUCUACACUUGUUAUGUUGAUUUAUCAGUUAAGAUAUGCAAUUAGUUGUUUUUUAGGAGUAAACAGAUAUAUUUCAUCAUUAUUUUGAAUUUACAGUGCUAUACAUUCAAUGAAUUUCAUUUCAUUAUAAUGGGAACGUUGGUGUCAAUAGUAAGACAGAUUUACAAAAGAAGAUCUUAAUAAAGGAAAACAAUUAAAUAAUUAAAUACAUAUUUCGUUUUGUUCAUCGUAAAUCAUUUCAGUAAUCAUGUAUGCAGCAUUAAAAACUGAUGUAACUGUGUUAAAGGUCGUAAUGAAAACCGAGUGAAGUUGGUAGAUAUGGAUUAACCGAUCUUCAAUCAGUGGAUAAGGAGUGGUAUUAUUGCUCUUUGUGAUGUGGGUUUCAUGUAUUCUGUGUACAUAUUACUAGACAUUUUGUAGAAUAACGUCUAAGUGGUUAAUGAGUUCAACUUUCACCUACUUAAUCGUAAUUUCGAUCCGCCACCUACUUCAUCCGUGGCAUCCGUGUAUUAUAACUAGCCCUCACAACUAAAAUACGGUUCUAAGCGAAGUUUACAAAUCUGUACUCUUUAGUGGCUAAUAAUCAAAAUGGAGAGUUUGAAACUUGGAUGAAACAGGUGUGUAGAGUAGCUUUCGGUUUACAGUGAUUUUCAAAAUGGCUUACGCAGAUUAAAUUCAACGAUAGACUAAUAAAUCUAUUCGGUUGUUGUUUUAUCUGUCUGUUCCAUGUAGCAGUAAAAUGAGGGAGUUUAAUUCAAUUAAGCCUUCAUGAUCGUAGUCUUGUAACUAACUACUUUUGUCUGUUUUAGUUACAAUAACUUGGUGUCCUGUGUUUGUUUUUUGUGGAUCGUUCAUCAAAGUGGAUAUGUCAAAUCACUUUACACACACUUCAUAUCUCCUCAUUUUGAUAUUUCUUACAAUGUUUGGUAGUAACACUGAGUUUUAUUGACUAAAAUAAAUGUAUUUAAAUACAUUUUUGAUGUACACUUGGUUAUUAGCUAUCAUGGGACUGCAUCUCCUUACGUCGCUCCACUGCCUUGUGGAUCAGACCAUCAGGUCGAAAGCCCCGGGUGUGGCCCCUUAAGAAAACCGCCUGCUCCAGUUUGAACACCCGGACAGUAUCAUAGCCCACAGACAAAUCAAGUGACUUGUUUGGUAAAUAUAUAUUCGUUGCCUCUUUGUACCAGUACUUAAAUGUUCAAAUAAAUAACUAUUUAAAUACAUAAUGCGAUUCCUUUUGUUGCUUUUCUUUAGAGAACAGAUGAUGGUCUGUUUUUAGGUUCGAAUUCAGGAGCUAUUGCGUGGGUUAAUGUUGAAGAAGAUGGUUUACCCAUAGAAUUAUUUCAUAUACAAUCUUCAUCUAUUCGACGUUUGGCUCAUACACGUGAUGGUGAACGCUUAUUAGUUUGUUCUGAAUGGAAUGAACCUGCUACAGUUGUUGCUAGACUUAGACCAUCCACAAAUGCAAGCUCGAAUUCAAACAGUCCUUGGGAGACUGUUUCCGAUGAUUUUGUGUAUGUCAAAUAUAAUCAUACUACUGUAUUUAUGGUAGAAUGCUAAUGUUAAUAUUAUUGGUUAUAUUAAAUAUCCAUUUAGCAUGUUAAUAACUAUCUAAAGUCACUAAAUCAGUGGAUAACGCGUUGGAGGUCUUAAACAAAAGACAUUACGUUCGAGUCUCAGUGUGAAAAUUAGCAAUGGUAUACAGGUACUUCCAAAUACUGAGUCCUAAAGAGGAUGGAAUACUCGUCAUGGGCUCCACUGUUAAUCGUAUACCAAAUAUACUAUUAUUAGUCCUAACGUUUACGAAUUUUAUGUUUCGUAGUGAUUAGAUCAAUUGAUUUUAAAACUACAUCAUUGCAUGACGGUGUCAGACGACUGAAUUCUUCUAAUCUGUUUAGUACACAUUAUUGUUUUAAGAGUUCAGGGUUAUUAACAAUCUAUAUAUUGAUGAGUGUCAACAAUGUUAUUAUUCAUUAGGUAACUACAUAUCUAUAAAUCGUUAUAUCAAGACUCAUUGAUAUAAGUAGAAUGGACAAUGUCUAAUCUCUGUUAAGUUCAUUCAACCUAAUAGUGAUAAUUUCCUGAAGUCAUGUAUACUAAAUUUUAACAUUGAAAUUUUGAUUCAUCCAGAUAAAAAAAUGUACUUUUGACGAUUCGUGUUUACUGAAUACAGAGUUUGAUAUCUUGAGUAUUAAAGAAAAAAAAGGCCUAACGACAGAUUUUUUUAUCAUUUUAAAUUGCUUUUCGUUAAGAUGUUGUUGAAUCGUUUUAUUUUUAAGCUUUGUAGUAUUAUACUCUAUAAGCUGUGAUUGAUUUAGUUGUGAAUCUCUCAUUGGUGUUUUAUACAACCUCCCGUUACACAUCAUUAUCACUAUAAUCAUCAUUUCAAAAUCUUGCUGUGGGAAAAUAGGACUACUCUCUUAUGCUUUAAUAAUAAUAAUGUAUAUUAUAGAUGUAUAGUUUCUAUUCAUUCAAGUGACUUUAGAAGAAAAACACUAUGCAGUAAUUUUUUCCAUUUCUUUCGGCUUCUUAGUGAACUUAUACUCUACUAAAGAAUCAAUCAGAUUUAAUAUAGUAUCUAUUGAAUUAUUACACACUAAUUCAAAGUGUGAUCACGGAUGACUUGUAUCUUAUAAAGAUAUAAUCUAUCAAUAUUUAAUCAACUGAGAUAUUUGAAAUUGAUCAACAUGGCGAGAUGGACUUGUUCAAUUUUUAAACUGACAAUAAUGAAUGGAUUAGUGUUUCAUAAGAAAGUACAAUUAAACUGUGUAUGGUAUUUUUGAUGUAUGAAAUUAACUGCUAAGCAAACACUGGUAUUCAUCAAUAUGUCUAUGAAGCAUUCAUUUUAUUAUUUACUAUUAUUAUUCACUCCUAAUUUCUAAUCCAAACAUAUAAAUCUAACUUUUUUUUAGUGGAGAGGGAGUUAUUUUGUAGUGAACGAGAACACAAGUGGGGACGAUCGAACACAAAAUAACAAAACAUCUUAGUAAAAUCUGAAAACUAUACAGUAAAUACUUGAUUUGCAAAAUAUCAAUCAAACUUGACUGUUUCUUUUGCAAAUGUCACUCAAUCGUCUCAGACUUUAUUGUUCUUUGUUCUCAAUCUUCUUAGCUUUCUGCCUCCAGACAUUUCACUUUCGAUUGAUAAUACAUACUACUCAUAUCUGUCGAUAUCAGUAGCAUACACCACAGUGUAAUAAAUCAUUCAUUUAUGUUCAUUGCAUUCUAAUUAGCUAGAAAUUUAUUCUACUUUCUUAAAGUCAUUGAAAAUGAUCGAUAUUGUGCACUUUUUCUAAUCUCAUUUAUAUACAAAAUUUGGUAUAACUAUUAAUGCUUAAUUUAUGUCUUGGAUUUAUAACUCUGAUAUUUAUUUUGUUUUCUCUUAAAUUGAAGAUUUCGUGUAUCAGAAGCUCGUCA